Sapajus apella (tufted capuchin) is the source of this 844-nucleotide messenger RNA. RefSeq names its product wiskott-Aldrich syndrome protein family member 2-like. The record is from RefSeq and is a predicted model, not a curated record. The transcript has 2 exons. NCBI's taxonomy places the organism in Eukaryota, Metazoa, Chordata, Mammalia, Primates, Cebidae. The coding region runs from base 1 to 666 and encodes 221 amino acids.
AUGAUCUCGUGGGUCGUGGCCUUGCAUACUGUCUUGGACACGGCGGAGCCGGUGACACUGUGCUGGGCGGCAGUGAUUCGGUCCGUCAGGCUCUGGCCGGACAUCUCUGUAGCUCCUCCACCACCCCUCCCGCUCAGCAGCUGGCGGGGACUGGGACCCCCAAGAGCCGGAGGGUCCCUACCCCCCCCACCGCACCCCCUACCCCCACCGGCUCCUUCCCUGCCUGCCGGCCUGGGGCGGGGCUCAGGGCCGCGCGCUGCCACCCAGCCCAGAGAGAACCGGCUUGUGUCACCCGCGGAGUCGGACAAGAUGUCGGGCACUCCCUUGCCCCCGCCUCAGUUCAGCCCACCCCUUCCCUGGUCAGCUGGAGCCCGGCAGGGUAAGAGGGACAGGCAGCUGCAGGAAAAUGGCGGCGCCAGGCUCCUCCUCGGAGCUUUCCGGGCUGCCCCCGGGUCACGUGACUCGGACCCCGCCCCCUCCUCCCUUCUCCCGCCCCCUCCUCCCUUCUCCCGCCCCUUUCCCUUUCCUUUUCCUCUUCGACGCCCGCCCUCCCUCGCUGAGCGAGGGAAGAGCGGGGCGGCGCCCGCGCGUUACGUGAUGGAACCCGCCAGGCCGGCGCAACAGGAGGCCAGCCCGAGGGGAGUGCGCAGCCGGCGCGUCACGUGACUCUCCCUGCCAACAGGCUGAAUGAAGAUUUUAAAGAAUCUAGAGGAGGUCAAAACCACAAAAUGGAAGAAGCCUGGGGUCACAGAUAAAUCCUUGGAGGAAUGCUGCCCAUGAGAACUGCAUGACCAGGAACACCUGUGUUAGAUUUUAUUUGCUUUAUUAAAUUAUGCUGCUGGGC